GAUUUCCACCAUUGUUUGUUAAUCGGGUUAAAACGUUAGCAGGGUGAUUGUAAAUUCAGUAGUGUAAAGUAUGCUAGAUAUAGUGGGAAGGGAGAAAUGGGAAUAUAUCGGGAAAUUAAAACAGGCAAUCUUAAUGGAGAAAGAUAUAGAACCAUGGAAGGGGAAAGGGAAGUCAAGGAAAGAAUGUACGGUUGUAUUCAAUGAAAUGUAAAAGACUCAAAUGAAGGCCUAAAAGAUACCUUGUCAUCAUGUCCUUGCAGGUGUUCCCAAGGCAGAGUGAUGGCUCUGUGGAUUUUGACCAGGACUGGGAUUCUUGGAAGAGAGCUUUUGGAAGCCAGCUGAUGGAAUUCUGGCUGGGAAAUGACCAUCUUCACCUGCUGAGCUCCUUGGCCAAGGACAGACAGCAGGAGCCCAAGAACCGGAAAUGGGCAGAGGUAUAUCAAGGAGUCUGGUGCUACGACGACUGCCACCUCUACAACGCCCACCCCUCCUUUGCAGAUGGACUGAACUGUGAAAGUGGCCAAGAGUACCACGAUUGCUCCAAGCACUCAUAAAUGACAUUCAGGAGCAUGUCAUCUCCUGACUCGAUGUUUUCCUUUCCUUCGGAGGCUCCGUGUGUUUUUCAUCCCCUGAUGGGGUGGGCUGGAGGUUUGACUUCAGGGUGGUUUUUUUAGGCCUUUCCUCCAAGGUGAUUUUGUUCCCUCGGAUGCCCCCUUUCUCUAUCUUUUCGGCUUCCUUUUGGGUCUUGUAGGAUUUUAUCUUUGGGGGGUUCUCUUUAUUGGGGUUAGGUGUGCCAGGUCUCCCCUAUCUACCUUCCCACGGGCAGGACAGCUUUGUCUGAACAGGUUCCAGGGUCCUUCUCCCUUUGCUUCAUUUCUUUUCAAAAAUAUAUAUAUAUUUGUCAUUAAAUAAUUAUUAGUUUCAAAACAUAUGUGCAUUGUCUCAUUUUUCAAGUUGCGGUUUCCACAGAUCAGCUUCAUUUGUUGUGAGAC
Molecule: messenger RNA, 992 nt
Organism: Podarcis raffonei (Aeolian wall lizard)
Lineage: Eukaryota; Metazoa; Chordata; Lepidosauria; Squamata; Lacertidae
Product: ficolin-1-A-like
Exons: 2
Coding region: 249-554 (101 amino acids)
Source: RefSeq, a predicted model, not a curated record